CUCCAUAAGUCAUCGCCUUCUCUGAUCUCCAAGCAAAAAGUCCAGUCAAGCCAUUGCAUCUUCCCCUUCCCCACCAUUUUUUUUUUCUCUUCAUUUCCUUAAUUUCAAAUCCCCACUGUAAGUUUUUUUAACUUUUCUCUCUCUCUCUCCUCUUCUUUAAAGUCAUACGCUUUUGGCCUCUCAGCUCGGGUUGUCCUCGUUUUCCAUUUCGGGUCGUAAGGUGUUUGUGGAAAUUCCUCGGAGAACAAAAAGUUGGGGGCGAGAAAUGGGGUUUUCGAAGGAAGAGAAGUCGAGGAAGGUGUUGAGAGGUGUUAAGACUGUGUUUUUCUUGAUCACCAUGUUGGUUUCUUUGCUGGUGUUGUCUGCUCCCGUGUUGCUUGUUAUCGCCGAUACGCUUCUUCCGUCGGCUUUGCUAUCUGCUUCGUUGUGGCCGUCGUCUUUGUCCAUGGCUACCGUGUCGGCUCAUCUUAGUGAUUAUGAUUUUCGAUAUUCUCUCAUCGAUAUUCCUCUCAUAUCUAUUAUACGAUCCGCUGUUAUAAUCUGUGUUUACAGCUUAUGUGAUGGACCGAGACUAUCCAGAGGGCCUUAUUUGGGAAUUACAAUGAUUUGCUCUGUCUCAUCUCUGAUUUUUGUUUCAUUAAAAGCAUCGUUUGUGUUUGGUGCUUCUUCAAGCCUGCAACGAGAAGGGUACAAUAGAGUCAUGGAGAUAGCUUUGUUUAUUUGCUCCUUGGCUUUGGCUAUUGGGCAUAUAUUUGUGGCAUAUAAGACAAGUUGCAGAGAGAGAAGGAAGCUCCUUGUUUACAAGAUUGACAUUGAAGCUAUUUCAGCUUGCAAGAAUGGGUUUCCUAGGUAUCAUAAGAUUCUCCACGAAGAAAGAGUGAAGUGAACAUGCAUCAAAACUAAUCAAAUCAAAUGCUAACAUGACUUUUCUUACAACUUGUUUUAUUGGCCCAUCACAUCCCCGAGUUUCAGGUUUCAGAUCCAUUCCACAAGGAGGAAAAUGAAUUACCUGGAGAUAGGAUAUAUGGGUAGAGAUUAGUAAGAAAAAUAACCUUUAAGAUACUAUUAUACACCAAUACAGAUACGGAUUAAUUGUACAGAAAGUGUCAGAUCCUGUAUUAUUACAAUCAGAUGUAUAAAUGAUUAUAGAGGAUAAUGAAUAUGAUUUCUUGAUUCUUCAAUAAAUCAUUUGUUCAUGGUUCCAUCUGUAUAGUUUGUUUGUAUAUCAAGGAAGUGCAAGAAAUCAUCAUGUUCAAGAAAUUAGAAGGCA
This is a messenger RNA of Carica papaya (papaya), 1270 nucleotides long. RefSeq names its product Alpha/beta hydrolase related protein. The record is from RefSeq and is a predicted model, not a curated record. Lineage: Eukaryota; Viridiplantae; Streptophyta; Magnoliopsida; Brassicales; Caricaceae.